Choloepus didactylus (southern two-toed sloth) is the source of this 258-nucleotide messenger RNA. It is a transcript of the gene SPINK7, whose product is annotated as serine peptidase inhibitor Kazal type 7. Bases 1 to 258 code for a protein of 85 amino acids. NCBI's taxonomy places the organism in Eukaryota, Metazoa, Chordata, Mammalia, Pilosa, Megalonychidae. The record is from RefSeq and is a predicted model, not a curated record. The transcript has 4 exons. Gene Ontology annotation, molecular function: protein binding.
AUGAAGGUCAUCGGGGGCGUCCUUCUGCUCUGUACAGUGGCCCAUUUCUGCAACAGGGCAGAAGCUGCCAGUCUGUCUUUACCAAUGAUGGACUGCAGCAUUUACAAGAAGUACCCAGUGGUGGCCAUCCCCUGCCCUAUCACAUACCAGCCUGUCUGUGGCUCUGACUACAUCACCUAUGGAAAUGAAUGCCUCCUGUGUACUGAGAGCUUGAAAAAUAAUGGAAAAGUUCAAUUUCUUCAUGAAGGAGCAUGCUAA